UGAAUAUUCAAUUGAACAUUCAAUCAUAAUUCAAGCCAGUAUGAAAAGAACAAUUGACUUGACUGGAAUUUUAAGCCACUGUGUUUUGGUUUUAAAAUCAAAUGUCAGACACCCAUUUUCCAGAAAACAGGUAAAAAUUCCAAGGCUUUAUUAGUUUUUUAUUUGGCACUUCUUCCAGAAGCUGACGAAGACAGAAUUAAAGAAGACCAAGCAAGUCCCCAAGUCACCUAAAAAACUCAUCUUUCUUAAACCCUUUUUUCUAAAGUGCUUUCCUUCAACUUUUGUUCUAUGGGAUUCUCUUCAAAAGCUGAAAACUUUAAGACAGAGGAGAUGGAGUGCUCUGUGCCUUUUAAUGACAGAGAAUUGAGUAUUAGCUUUCUUGUAUUCAAGCCUAUGGUAAUGGUUGUAGAUGACUUUAUUGAAGCUCUGAAAGAAUUCUCUUUCUUCACCAAAAAUCUUGGCUGCAUCCAGAGUUCUGUACUGAAGAGCAUCCAUGGGAAUAUGAUCAUAUGGUGUGGAACUUGGGCAAAGAGAUCAAUUCAAAACACAGAAUCAUUAACUGAAGAACUGCUUCAAAACUUAACAAAUAUGUCAGACAUGGCAAGCUUAACCGAUCUUAGUUUCUUCGACGCGUAUGCGGGCGAUUCGAUGGACGGUUCCUCGGUCGCAAAGUUUUCGAGUAAUAGUACCAUAUCAAUGAUCUCAGCAGCUGCAAAGUCUGGUGAUAUAGAUGAUCUAUCCUAUGCUUGUUUGGCGAUUUUUAAGUCUCGGUUUCGAAAGAUGGAAGGCGUAAAGUCUGGAAUUUGCUUGAAAUGCGAAAGUAGGCCGAGCGUUGUUUCGCUAUACGUGUGGAAUUCUUUGUUUAACUGUUACUCUUGGAUCUUGAACUCGGAUCAUAUGAAGUCAAUGUUGCCUUAUUUGGAUCGUUUCCCUCAGCUUUGUGUUAAAUAUGACAUGUUUCAAGUGGUGGAUGUAACUGUAAGUGAUCAUACAAAUACUAUUCCUUAUUUUCAGUAUUUGGUACCUCAGCAUAUGUUGGAUAAUGAUCAAGACAAAAGAAUAAAGUCUUGUGUGAUGUGAAAUCAAUGACAAAGAUACUACAAUCACCGCUUCUCCUUUUGG
Molecule: messenger RNA, 1122 nt
Organism: Momordica charantia (bitter melon)
Lineage: Eukaryota; Viridiplantae; Streptophyta; Magnoliopsida; Cucurbitales; Cucurbitaceae
Source: RefSeq, a predicted model, not a curated record